AGGAGGAAAUAAGAAGCAUCCAUGAGCAUUCGUACGUUCAAGUUGCGUCAUGCGCUCUAACACAUCACUCGCCAACAGCGAAUAGGGAGACACGAGACGUCAAACAUCCAUCCGUUUCGAUGUCACACGCUUUUCCUACACACACUGAGCCAGUUCAGAAGUUUGGAUAUUCCAAAGUAUUAACAACAACCGUAGAGAAUGAGUGCUUUGCCAUAUUUUGGACUCCUUCUAGCCCUCGUCAUCCAAUCGAUGGUCGCAAUGGACCCAGGUGGGCAGGAGCGGCGACCGCAGCGCAGCCAGUCAGUUUUGCAAAAAAUGAGGAACGUGAUCCGUGUGGCAGACUCGGAUCCUUGCCUGGACCUCGGCGAGCAGAAGAUUCAGCGGAAAAAUUGGGAAGAAAUAGCUGAAAAGUCCGCCCUUUGUCAGGCUGCGUUUGAUGACCUCAUGUCACUGCCGGACGACCUGAAAGGCCCUUGUUUGGGCGCCUGCCGGGCAGAGUGUCAACUCAAGAAGAAGAAGUCAGGACAAUGGUUCCAGUGCACGGUAUUGAAACCGUCCCAUUGCUUUUGUACUCCAUCUACGAAGCCUUUUGCGUUUUGUGCCUCGAGUGUCGCCCUUGAGAUUCAACGGAACCAAGAUGCUCCAGCCCCUGGAAGGACACUUUACCAGGCAUUGAGCGCCAAUCGCCGAGGAGGCGGCGGAGCCAACUGAGAUCCAAUUUCAAAUCGCAUUGUUAAAGUCAUUUCAUUUCUUUUUUAUUUAUACGAAGCUUCUCUAUUUAAAAUUAUACAUAUUUUCGAAUGACAUAAUAAAAAGAAAUGACUUAACUGACUCA
Bemisia tabaci is the source of this 835-nucleotide messenger RNA. RefSeq lists its product as uncharacterized. The record is from RefSeq and is a predicted model, not a curated record. NCBI's taxonomy places the organism in Eukaryota, Metazoa, Arthropoda, Insecta, Hemiptera, Aleyrodidae.